AUGGGAUUUCUGUAUUCGCAAUUUUUGGUCACCCCGCCCUAUCCCAAGCAAUCUUUCGCCGACCAGACGGUCAUCGUCACUGGUUCCAACGUGGGCCUGGGACUGGAAGCGGCGCGACACCUGGCCCGGCUUGGGGCGGCGAAGAUCAUUCUAGGGGUCCGCAAUGUGGCCGCUGGCGAGGAUGCCAAAAAGUCGAUCGAAUCGUCCACCGGGAGACCGGGAGUCUGUGAAGUGUGGGAGGUUGACCUAGCUUCAUACCAGUCUGUGCUCGCUUUUGGCGAACGGGCAGCGAAGCUGCCGCGUCUGGAUACUGCUAUCCUCAACGCCGCCGUAGCCACGUCGAACUUUCAAACUGCCGAGGGCCUCGAGCGUUCCAUUACUGUCAACGUUGUCAGCACGCUCCUGCUUGGGCUGCUCCUCCUCAAAAAGCUGAAGGCUACCCGGCGCGAAGUGCCUUCUUCCGAACCCAAGCUCAGUUUUGUGGUCAGCGAAGUGCAUGGCUUUGUCAAAUUUCCCGAAUGGAAAGAGGAUCGUAUCCUCGCCACCAUAAGUGAUCCCGCCCAUGCUAAGAUGAAGGAGCGCUACAUGUUAUCAAAACUGCUCGAGGUCUUACUGGUGCAGGAACUGGCUGGCCGAAGUCGCGGGACGGACGUGAUCAUCAACCAGGUUAAUCCUGGUCUCUGCCACUCACAGUUGGGACGCGAUGCUGGUUGGGGAUUGUGGCUGUUGAAAGCCGUGAUGGCGCGGUCAACCGAAGUCGGCAGCCGGACUUUAGUGGCCGGCGCAGCGGCAGGACUGGACAGCCAUGGGACUUAUAUGACUGAUGGACACGUUGAGAACACCGCGCUUUCGCCAUUUGUUCGCAGCGAUGAGGGCCGCCAGGCACGGCAGAAACUAUGGAAAGAGGUGUCAGAUGUCCUCGAAGGGAUCCAGCCCGGGAUUAUGCAAAACGUGGAGUGA
This is a messenger RNA of Penicillium riverlandense, 960 nucleotides long. RefSeq lists its product as uncharacterized. The transcript has a single exon. NCBI's taxonomy places the organism in Eukaryota, Fungi, Ascomycota, Eurotiomycetes, Eurotiales, Aspergillaceae. Bases 1 to 960 code for a protein of 319 amino acids. The record is from RefSeq and is a predicted model, not a curated record.